ACGCUGCGGUCGCUGGUCAAGAUCGCGUCCCCCGACGCGCUCUACUUCUGGGCCGCCAUGGUCUUCGCCGUGCUCGCCGCCUUGUCGACGUCGGCCAUCUCGCUCUGGACGGGCGACGCGCUCGACGCGCUCAUCAAGUCCGGCGACGGGAAGCGGUUCAAGGCGCAGGUCGCGGAGCUCGCGGUCAUCGCGGCCGCGGGCGCCGUCUGCACGGGCUGCCGCGGGGGCCUGUUUUCCUUCAUCGGCGUGCGCAUCAACGUCCGGAUCCGCGACGCCCUCUUCCGCCACCUGCUGACGCUCGAAUUGGCGUACUACGACGAAACCCCCACGGGCGACCUGAACUCGCGGCUCUCGAGCGACACGUCCAAGGUCGGCGACCAGGUGUCGCUCAACGUCAACGUCUUCGCGCGGACGGCCGUGCAGCUCGUGACGACGCUGGCCUUCAUGUGGCACACGUCGCCGGAGCUGACCUUGGUCGCGUGCUGCUCCGUGCCCGUGAUCGGCGUCGCGACGAAGCGCUACGGCGCGCUCGUCUGGGCGCUGUCGAAGCGCAUGCAGAACGAGCUCGCGGGGGCCAUGCGCGUCGCCGAGGAGGCCUUCAGCUCCAUGGCGACGGUGCGGUCCAUGGCCGCGGAGCCGUCCGUCGCGGCGGAUUUCGGCGCCGCGCUCGAGAAGUACCGCCAGGUCGGCGUCCUGCAGGCGUGCGCCUACUCCUGCUGGCAGUCCUUCAACACGGCGCUGCCGACGCUGAUGACCUGUUUGUUGCUGUUCUACGGCGGGCGUUUGGUGGACAAGGGCGAGCUCCGGUCCGGCCGUCUGGUCGCGUUCAUGCUGCUGACGCAGUCGCUCGCGGACAGCUUCAACACGCUCGCGGACAUGUUCUCGAACAUCGCCGACGCGCUGGGCGCCGCGGACAAGGUCUUCGUCUUGUUGGACCGGAAGCCCGGCGCGGACGCGCCGCCGGCGCCGCUGUCGAAGAAGCUCGCGGACGCGCAUUGCGCGGGCGAGGUGCGCUUCGAGGACGUCCACUUCACGUACCCGGCGCGGCCCGACGCGCCCGUGCUGCGCGGCGUGUCCUUCGCCUGCGCGCCGGGGUCCGUCGUCGCGCUCGUGGGGCCGUCGGGGUCCGGCAAGUCGAGCUGCCUCGCGCUGCUCCAGCACUUCUACGCGCCGACGCGGGGCCGCGUGCUCCUCGACGGCGACGACGUCGGCAGCCGCGACCACGCCUGGCUCCACACGAAGGUCGCCAUGGUCGGCCAGGAGCCCGUGCUCUUCGCGCGGUCCAUCGAGAAGAACGUCAUCUACGGCCUCGAGGGCACGGCCCUCGAGCCCGACGCGGCCAAGGUCGACGCCUGUCUGCUCGCGGCGAACGCGAAGCCCUUCGUCGACGCGCUGCCCGACGGCAGGGAGACGGACGUCGGCGAGCGCGGCGCGGCGCUCUCGGGCGGCCAGAAGCAGCGCAUCGCCAUCGCGCGCGCGCUCGCGCGCGACCCUGCGGUGCUCCUCCUCGACGAGGCGACGUCGGCCCUCGACGCCGAGAGCGAGCGCGCCGUGCAGGACGCGCUCGACGCGCUCAUCAAGGAGUGCAACAUCACGGUCAUGGUCGUCGCGCACCGGCUCUCGACGGUCCGCGACGCGGACACUAUUUGUGUGAUGAAGCGCGGCGUGCUCGUCGAGGAGGGCUCCCACGACGAGCUCUUCGCGCGCGACGGCGGCGUCUACGCGGACCUCGUGCGCCGCCAGGCGAACAUCUCCAAGGAGGACUCCCGGUCGCUGCUGAGCACCGCGGGCUCCGAGUCGUCCCUCCCGAGCGCCGCCGCGGGGGCGAACUGA
Messenger RNA from Aureococcus anophagefferens, 1833 nucleotides. RefSeq lists its product as hypothetical. Gene Ontology annotation, biological process: transmembrane transport. Gene Ontology annotation, molecular function: ATP hydrolysis activity; ABC-type oligopeptide transporter activity; ATP binding. Lineage: Eukaryota; Pelagophyceae; Pelagomonadales; Pelagomonadaceae. The transcript has a single exon. The record is from RefSeq and is a predicted model, not a curated record. The annotation marks the transcript as partial. Gene Ontology annotation, cellular component: membrane.